GGAAGACACUGCUGAGGGCUGUGUUUGCAUUUUACAGAUUCCAUCUCACUAAUUAAACAUGCUGAGGUGGUCAACUUUUACCAAUUCUGUGUUUCCCAGUAAUGUUUAACCUUAAAAAAAAAAAAAAACAACUAGGAGAUAAAACACCAUGUUAUCUGGCCAGUCCAUUCCACCCCCAGUGAUUAUUAAUUUCAGAACAUAUCUGAGUUCCUUCUCCGUGGCAUAUGCUUUAGGAGAAGAACAGACAGCUCUUAGCCAGGGUCAGAUUUCAAAUUCUCGUCUCUUGGUGCCAAUACCACCACCAGAUUCUUCUUUGUAGUCAACUUUUGAGAUCUUCGCUAAGUACACCUUGGUGUCUGAAGAUUCACACAAGUGCCUCUGGUUAUAAUUUUCUUCAGGGAAUCACAGUCUCUCCUCUCAGCAAAGCAUACACUGUACGGAACUUUGCUUUUGGAAACAUCUUCCUAAGAUCUGGUUGAAAGAAACUCUCUGGUGCCAUACGUUCCACUAUGGAGGUGAAGAACUUUGCAAUUUGGGAUUAUGUCGUAUUUGCAGCCCUCUUUUUCAUUUCCUCUGGAAUUGGGGUGUUCUUUGCCAUCAAGGAGAGAAAAAAGGCAACUUCCAGGGAAUUUCUGGUUGGUGGAAGGCAAAUGAACUUUGGCCCUGUUGCCUUGUCUCUGACAGCCAGCUUCAUGUCAGCUGUCACCGUCCUGGGAACCCCUUCUGAAGUCUACCGCUUUGGGGCAUCCUUCAUAGUCUUCUUCAUUUCUUACCUAUUUGUCAUUGUCUUAACAUCAGAGCUCUUUCUCCCUGUGUUCUACAGAUCUGGUAUCACCAGCACUUAUGAGUACUUACAACUACGAUUCAACAAACCAGUUCGCUAUGCUGCCACAGUCAUCUACAUUGUACAGACGAUUCUCUACACAGGAGUGGUCGUGUAUGCUCCUGCCCUGGCACUCAAUCAAGUGACUGGGUUUGAUCUCUGGGGCUCUGUGUUUGCAACAGGAAUUGUUUGCACAUUCUACUGUACCUUGGGAGGAUUAAAAGCAGUGGUGUGGACAGAUGCAUUUCAGAUGGUUGUCAUGAUUGUGGGCUUCUUAACGGUUCUCAUUCAAGGAUCAACUCAUGUUGGGGGAUUCCACAAUGUAUUAGAGCAAUCAGCAAAUGGAUCCCGACUACAUAUAUUUGACUUUGAUGUAGAUCCUCUCAGGCGACACACUUUUUGGACUAUCACAGUGGGAGGAACUUUUACAUGGCUUGGAAUCUAUGGGGUCAAUCAAUCAACUAUCCAGCGAUGCAUCUCUUGCAAAACAGAAAAGCAUGCUAAGCUUGCCUUGUACUUUAACUUGUUGGGUCUCUGGAUCAUUCUGGUGUGUGCUGUCUUCUCUGGCUUAAUCAUGUACUCUCACUUCAAAGACUGUGACCCUUGGACUUCUGGCAUCAUCUCAGCACCGGACCAGCUGAUGCCAUACUUUGUCAUGGAAAUAUUUGACACAAUGCCAGGACUGCCAGGACUUUUUGUGGCUUGUGCCUUCAGUGGAACUCUAAGCACCGUGGCUGCCAGCAUCAAUGCCUUGGCAACAGUGACCUUUGAGGAUUUUGUCAAGAGCUGUUUUCCCCAUCUCUCCGACAAGCUGAGCACCUGGAUCAGUAAAGGCUUAUGUCUCUUAUUUGGCGUGAUGUGUACAUCUAUGGCUGUGGCUGCAUCUGUCAUGGGAGGUGUUGUGCAGGCUGCCCUCAGCAUUCAUGGCAUGUGCGGGGGACCAAUGCUAGGUUUAUUCUCCCUGGGAAUCUUGUUCCCUUUUGUGAACUGGAAGGGUGCACUAGGAGGUCUUCUUACUGGAAUCAUCUUGUCAUUUUGGGUGGCCAUUGGGGCUUUCAUUUACCCUGCACCAGCCUCUAAGACAUGGCCUUUGCCUCUAUCAACAGACCAAUGUAUCAAAUCAAAUGUGACAGCAACAGGGCCUCCAGUACUAUCCAGCAGACCUGCAAUAGCUGAUACCUGGUACUCGAUCUCCUACCUUUACUACAGUGCAGUGGGCUGCCUAGGAUGCAUUGCUGCUGGAGUAAUCAUCAGCCUCAUAACAGGUUACCAAAGAGGUGAGGUUAUUCAACCACUGUUAAUUAGACCAGUUGGUAAUUUAUGUUGCUUUUGGUCUAAGAAGUACAAAAGACUAUGCUGGUGUGGAGUUCAGCAUGACAGUGUGAUAGAGCAGGAAAAUCUUGAGAAUGGUGGUAACUGGAAACAAGGGGCUGAAUCUGUCUUACCAAACGGACUGAGGCGAGAAAGCCUGGUACAUGUUCCAGGCUAUGAUCCCAAGGAUAAAAGCUACAACAAUAUGGCUUUUGAGAUUACCCACUUCUAAGGCAAUACCUGUAUGAAUGCACACACCCACUCUACAUGCACACACACACACACACAUUCACACACACAUAUAUAUACACACAGACUCCACAUACUUCUUGCCUAUUGGUUAGCAGGCAUGUAUAGUUGCCAUGGAGGUAGGGAUGUCCAGUGCCUAUUUGUACUUAUUUAUAACUACAUGCAAAAUGACUGUUUCCCAGGGUAUUCUUUGAAAGACUCCAACUUUCAGAGAAAAAAAACCAGCUUGCUCCUUAUGUCCUUUACUAUUUCCUUAUUGAAUAAAUGAGAACUGGAUUUCA
Molecule: messenger RNA, 2664 nt
Organism: Cebus imitator (Panamanian white-faced capuchin)
Lineage: Eukaryota; Metazoa; Chordata; Mammalia; Primates; Cebidae
Gene: SLC5A12
Product: solute carrier family 5 member 12
Exons: 15
Coding region: 510-2366 (618 amino acids)
Biological process (GO): sodium ion transport; transmembrane transport
Cellular component (GO): membrane
Molecular function (GO): symporter activity; lactate transmembrane transporter activity
Source: RefSeq, a predicted model, not a curated record